Scophthalmus maximus (turbot) is the source of this 1636-nucleotide messenger RNA. RefSeq names its product ubiquitin recognition factor in ER associated degradation 1 (gene ufd1l). Gene Ontology annotation, molecular function: polyubiquitin modification-dependent protein binding. Gene Ontology annotation, cellular component: VCP-NPL4-UFD1 AAA ATPase complex. The transcript is spliced from 12 exons. The coding region runs from base 157 to 1089 and encodes 310 amino acids. The record is from RefSeq and is a predicted model, not a curated record. NCBI's taxonomy places the organism in Eukaryota, Metazoa, Chordata, Actinopteri, Pleuronectiformes, Scophthalmidae.
AGCCAUGUCGUCACUUCCUCCUAUUUACACAGAUCCGGAAGUGGCGGAAGACAACAGUGGACGUUCACAGCUCAUUUGUGACACUUUGACAAAAAGAAAACACAGACAAGACAUUUAGUUUGAGUCGGUUGACAACCAAAGAGCACAACUGUCGACAUGUUUUCCUUCCAGGUGUUCGACCACCCGAUGUCGCGCGGGUUCCAGAACCGCUUCUCCACGCAGUACCGCUGCUACUCCGUGUCCAUGCUGGCGGGGCCGAACGACCGGUCCGACGUGGAGAAAGGCGGAAAGAUAAUAAUGCCACCUUCAGCUCUCGACCAGCUCAGCAGGCUGAACAUCACCUAUCCAAUGUUGUUCAAGCUGACCAACAAGAACUCGGACAGAAUGACCCACUGUGGUGUUCUGGAGUUUGUGGCAGAUGAGGGAAUCUGUUAUUUGCCACACUGGAUGAUGCAGAAUCUCCUGCUGGAGGAAGGAGGUCUGGUGCAGGUGGAAAGUGUAAACCUCAUGGUGGCCACUUACUCAAAGUUUCAGCCACAGAGUCCGGACUUCCUUGAUAUUACAAACCCAAAGGCAGUGCUGGAGAAUGCGUUGAGAAACUUUGCCUGCUUGACAACCGGUGACGUCAUAGCUAUCAACUACAAUGAAAAGAUAUAUGAGCUGCGGGUAAUGGAGACCAAGCCAGAUAAAGCAGUAUCCAUCAUCGAGUGCGAUAUGAACGUGGAUUUCGAUGCUCCGUUGGGCUACAAAGAACCCGAACGACGACCUCAGUACCAGGAAGAACCAACAGAGGAAGAAGCCGAUCCCAGCAGCUAUGCCGACAUGGACACAGGAUUCAGAGCUUUCACCGGUUCUGGCAAUCGUUUGGAUGGUAAACUAAAAGGGAUCGAGCCGAGCCCUGCUCCUCUUGACGCAAGUGACAUUAAAAGAGGCAUUCCCAACUACGACUUCAAAGUUGGCCGGAUCACCUUCAUCAGAAACUCGAGGCCUCUGCCCAAGAAAAUAUUAGACGAUGAUGAUUCCGUGAACAGAUUCAUCGCCUUCUCCGGAGAAGGACAGUCACUACGCAAGAAGGGCAGAAAGCCUUGAAGAACUCCAAGCACAGAGACCCACCAUAUCUAUCGUCACCUUCAACAGCAAAGUUUAAAAAAUGUUCUUCAGAUGCAUCUCUGUCCCUUUGAAAUGAGAGUUUUGCUGUUGAGUUGUGAUGAUUGUACAUAAUUAAAACUUUUGACAGUAAUGUUUUGCUCAAAAAGAACCUGAGCUGCAUAAAAUACUGUCCGUUUUAAUUUGGUGUUAAAAUGUUUGGGGUGACUGAUUUGAGCCCUGCAGAAUAAAUUCAAGUCAACGAGAAAAAUAGUUAUUUGUGAAAUACUUUUGCAAUAUCAGAUUUAUUUCAGAUAUAUCAGAUAGAUUUAGCAAUUCCUACUUUUUUUUCAUAAUUGUGAUAUUUUUACAGUUCACUUUGGAUAUACUGUCAGGCAAAUGGGAGCAAUAAUGGCUCCAUGCUUCCAUUUCAAUUAUAAAUGAUGAAUUGUUUUUUUCCCCCUUGGUUAUUGGAAUAAUUUGCAAGUUUUUCCCCACAUUUGUUCCUGGUUUAUUUAUAGACAAAUAAAGGAUUGAGUUUUUAAGUUAA